Messenger RNA from Hibiscus syriacus, 654 nucleotides. RefSeq names its product thioredoxin-like 2, chloroplastic. The transcript is spliced from 5 exons. Bases 1 to 654 code for a protein of 217 amino acids. Gene Ontology annotation, biological process: cell redox homeostasis. NCBI's taxonomy places the organism in Eukaryota, Viridiplantae, Streptophyta, Magnoliopsida, Malvales, Malvaceae. The record is from RefSeq and is a predicted model, not a curated record.
AUGGCCGAUGUUUGUAGAUUAUCAACAUUAUCAUUUAACUGUUCUUCAGCUUCAUUGCUUAGUUCCUUUGCAUCCACCUUGAACUCUCCACAACUUGGUUUUCCAUCCAAUAUUAGUUUAGAUAGGAAAAUAUGUUCUUUACCCUCUUCCGCUGUUGGUGUUUUGCGCCUUCCUUCGACUUCCAGGAAGCAGUUGCUGUCUUUUAAGGUUCAUGCGGCUAUUACAGAAACAAACCAGCCGAAAUGGUGGGAAAAGAAUGCAGGACCAAAUAUGAUUGACAUUCACUCUACUCGAGAGUUUUUGGGUGCGUUAAGUGAAGCUAAAGAUAGACUAGUGAUUGUUGAAUUUUAUGGAACUUGGUGUGCUUCUUGCAGAGCUCUAUUUCCCAAGCUCUGCAGGACAGCCCGAGAAAACCCUGAGAUUAUCCCCUCCAAUCCCGUAGUCAAUCCUUUGUCCGGUGGUGGUCUUUUUGUUCAGAGAAUGGUAAGAGAAGUAUACAAGCCGGAAGGACAACCGUACAGGUUUCAGAAAAUAAAGGAUGCCAUCAAAACACAUAGACAACCGCAUUCCAACAUUGGCCCGUCGAAGGAAGUCGAAGACCUGAAUCUUGAAUCUGUAUCUGCUCCGAUCAAUAAGCCAGCCGUGUCAACUUAA